AUGAUCAACACCUUACGACCCACUCUGAGGAUCGCCAAACCUCGUUCUAUACCUCAUCGAAUACCCCGUCCCCCUACUAGAGCUUAUUCCAGUAGCUCAGCUGGCAGAGAUGUGAGAUCGGGAGGAAGUAGGAUAUUGCAAAUUGGCUCAUUGGCAGCAGUCUCUCUCGCUGUAGGAUAUGCUAUAUCGUCUCCCGUUCGAUUGGAAGAAGCUGGCGACGAUCCCGCUCCAUCAGCAGAUGUAGCUGUUGGAAGAGCGUUGAUACCUUAUAGUGAGGUAACUAAACAUAACAGACCCGAGGAUUGCUGGGUAGUCAUCAAUGGGAAAGUGUAUGAUUUGACCGAGUUCGCCGAUGCACAUCCAGGAGGAGCGAUACAUGUACAUCGAGCAGCAGGAAGAGAUGUAUCAGGUAUAUUCAAUCCUAUACAUCCCGAAGGGACCAUCGAAAAUGGAUUAGAUAUUGAAUCAACAUUCAUCGGAUUAGUUGAUCCUGCUACAUUACCUCAAACAGUCAGUAAAGCAGCGAGUGGUGAAAAAGAAGAGAAGAAAAUUGAUUUGGGUGAAAUUAUCGGUUUACCUGAUUUCGACGAAGCUGCUAAAAGAAGUUUGACUGGAAAAGCUUGGGCUUAUAUGUCAAGCGGUGCAACUGAUCAAUUCACCCUCGAUCUAAAUAGAAAAGCUUUCAAUUCCAUAUUAUUCAGACCUCGUAUAAUGAUCGAUGUCGAUGUGGCAGAUACACGAACUACAAUGCUCGGUCAAAAAACUUCUUUGCCUAUAUUCAUCUCACCAGCUGGUAUGGCGAAACUCGCGCAUCCAGAAGGAGAAUGUUUAUUAGCCAAAGGAGCAGGACAAUGUGAUAUCAUUCAGAUGAUAUCAACGAACGCUUCAGCACCAUUACCUGACAUAAUCAAUUCACGUAAAUCACCCGAACAAUCAUUUUUCAUGCAAUUAUACGUUGAUCGAAAUCGACCGAAAUCCGAAGCUUUAAUCAAGAAAAUAAAUGAUUUAGGAUUAAAAGCCAUUUUCGUUACAGUGGAUGCUGCUGCACCUGGUAAAAGAGAAGCGGAUGAAAGGAGUAGAGCAGAAGUUGAAGUUGCAUCUGGUAUAUCAGGUGGUAAAAUCUCAUCAGAUAAUAAGGGUGGUGGAAUUGGUAGAUCUGUAGGAGGAUUUAUUGAUCCUAAAUUAAAUUGGAAUGAUAUAGCUUGGUUACGAAAACACACAAAUUUACCAAUAGGUUUAAAAGGUGUUCAGACCGUUGAAGAUGCUAUGAGAGCUGCUGAAAUGGGUGUUGAAGCUAUUUAUCUUUCAAAUCAUGGUGGAAGAGCAUUAGAUGGCUCACCUCCAGCCAUGUAUACGUUAUUAGAGAUAAACAAGAUAUGUCCUGAGAUAUUGAAGAAAUGUGAAGUAUACAUAGAUGGAGGAUGUCGAAGAGGAACAGAUGUAGUCAAAGCACUCUGUCUCGGUGCUAAGGGUGUGGGAAUGGGUAGACCUUUCCUGUAUUCUUUGACAUACGGUGAAGAAGGUGUUGUACAUGCUAUCGAGAUCAUGCGAGAUGAAAUCCAAACUACACUUCGAUUACUCGGUGUAAAUAGAUUAGAUCAACUUGGUCCUCACUUGUUGAAUACGAGAGCUUUGGAUAAUCUUGUAUUUGACAAACCUGCAUUCGCACCAUGUGAAAAACCUUUAUAA
Kwoniella shivajii is the source of this 1689-nucleotide messenger RNA. RefSeq lists its product as uncharacterized. Bases 1 to 1689 code for a protein of 562 amino acids. The record is from RefSeq and is a predicted model, not a curated record. Lineage: Eukaryota; Fungi; Basidiomycota; Tremellomycetes; Tremellales; Cryptococcaceae. The transcript is spliced from 10 exons. Gene Ontology annotation, molecular function: oxidoreductase activity.